GUGAGUAUCAGGAAGUAGACAGACUUCAGUGAGAUUUGUUAUAUCGCCAGAAUAAGUACAGUAGAGGCGAAAAGACCCGAUAAAACACACAAACAGACACAGCAGAGUUUAAAGAAAGCCGCGAAAGACGCUGAAGAAGAAGUUUAAGGCAAGGAGGCCAUGAAUCGAGUUCCCCUGCAGCAACCACAGACCUGCGGGCCAUGGGAGCUGAAGGAGAGACUUGGCACCGGAGGCUUCGGGAAUGUCACAAGAUGGCAGAAUAAGGACACGGAGGAGCAGAUUGCUUUAAAGCAGUGCCGUCAGGAGCUGAGCGAAAGAAACAAAGAGCGCUGGUGUCUAGAGAUACAGAUCAUGAGGAGGUUGGAUCACGUUAACGUGGUCGCUGCACGGGAGGUUCCUCAGGGGAUGCAGAAACUCGUGGCCACCAAUGACCUGCCGCUGCUCGCUAUGGAGUAUUGUCAGGGGGGAGAUUUAAGAAAGUAUCUGAACGUUCUGGAGAACUGCUGUGGAAUGAGGGAGGGAUCCAUUCUGAUUCUCUUAAGAGACAUUUCUUCGGCUCUAACCUACCUCCACAGUAAGAGGAUCAUCCACAGAGACCUGAAACCAGAAAACAUCGUUCUACAACAGGGAGAGAAGAGGCUCAUCCAUAAAAUAAUUGAUCUCGGCUAUGCCAAGGAGCUGGACCAGAGCAGCCUCUGCACAUCGUUUGUGGGAACACUACAGUAUUUGGCUCCAGAGCUUAUAGAGAGGCAGAGGUACACGGUCUCUGUGGAUUACUGGAGCUUUGGCACAUUGGUGUUUGAGUGCAUCACUGGAUUUCGACCAUUCUUACCAACCUGGCAGCCUGUUCCCUGGCACAACAAAGUCAGGCUGAAGCACGACGACGACAUUGUUGUUUAUGAAGGCCUCACUGGGGAUCUCCGCUUUUCCAAGCAUCUACCUCAGCCCAAUAACCUCAACAGUCUGUUGUCUGAGAGGCUGGAGAAGUGGCUCCAGCUGAUGUUAAAGUGGUCGCCGAAAGAGAGAGGCAAAGACCCCAACGCUACACCCAGCGACUGCUUCCUCCAGCUGGAGACGAUACUGCAGCUCAAGCUGGUUCAUGUCCUGAACAUGAUGUCUGCUAAAAUCCUGAUAUACGCCAUCUCGGAUGACGAGACUGUGGCCAACCUGCAGCUAAGAAUUGAAAAAGACACCAACAUCCCUGCAGCCAAUCAGGAGCUGCUGCUCGAAGCAGGGCUGGUGUUGGAGCCGAAUGCUCUGGCCUCCCAGUGCGCCAUAGAUUACAUGGAGGUAGAUGGACGGCGGACAGACUAUCCUCUUGUUUUCCUAUUUGAUUGCUCAUCUUGCACUUAUGAACCCCAGUUUAGUCCUCGUAUCCUCCCUGAAAAUGUCCACUUCAUCCAAAACGACUCCAAGUAUGUUCUUCAAUACAGCCAGUUGAGGAGGACUUGUGGCCAGGUAUGGCACACCAUUCGCUCUCUGAAGGAAGACUGGCAACGACUGCAGCAAGGCCAGAAAGCUGCCAUCAUGAGCCUCCUGCGACACAACUCCACUUUGUCCAAACAGAAGAUCGAGAUGGUUUCCAUGUACCAGAGACUGACAGCCAAGCUGGAUUUCUUCAACACCAGCCUUCACAUAGACAUGGACAAGUACCAGGAGCAGACAGCCACAGGAAUUGCAUCAGAUAAACUUCUGAGUGUGUGGAGGGAAAUGGAGCAAACUGCCAUGAGCUGUGGUCAGGCCCAGGUGACCGAACUGGAAGAGGAGAUGAUGAAGCUGCAGCCAGACAUCGUGGACGUGCAGAGGCAGCCAUGGAGGAGCGGAGAAACUCUGGACACGCUGGAAGUAAAAGCCAUGGAGCUGUUCCGCAAACUCAGAGAAAAACCUAGAGACCAGAGGAUGCCAGGAGAUGGCAUGGAGGCGGCGCGUCUGGUGGUUCAGGCAGUGCAGUUCUACGAGAAGAAACUCAGAGAUUUCUACACAGUCCUGAGUAAAACUGCAACGUGUCGUCAUCGUGUGAUGGAGCUGCUGCCGAAGGUGGAGGAAGUAGUCCAGAAGUUGGCUGAGAGCGAACUGAUCCUGAUGGGUCUGCAGGAGAGACGACAGAGGGAGCUGUGGAACCUGCUCAAAAUUGCCUGUAGCAAAGUUCGAAGCCCUGUGAGCGGAAGUCCUGAUGGACUCCGAACCCCUUCAUCAGUGCCUCCUUUGUUGACGCCCAGACACAGUUUACAGCAAAUGGAUGAGUCUCUAGUAGAGGAGAGCAGGACAUUCGAGAGUCGUUUUCAGAGUUUGCUGCAAGAAACCAUCCAAGAGUCAGAGAGCGGCAUGGAGAUGCUGAAGGAAUGGACAUGGCUGCGAGAAGACCAGAAUUUGUCCAACUUGACCUCUCCUGAAUGUGAUUUUGCUUAAAUGUGACUCUCCGCUGCCUCCUUGUGGAUGGCAUUGGGAACAACAGGAGGAUGUACAACCAUCGGUCCUUGACUGUGAACAGAGUAUACCUUGUUGGCAAAUAUUUUCCUUUCUUAUAUUCCAUCUGGUUGUUGCCUGGGUGUUUCAGGAAUAUGGGACCUAAUUAACAUUCUAGAGUUCAGUAUUUCACUUUUUGUAAAAUAAUUGUGCUUCUUUACCAUUUUUAAAUAUUCUGGGUAGAUUGAUUUCUUUAAAACAGGAUCUUUCACAGCAUUCAAGAUCUAAAAAGACUUAAUGACCAAAAGAUAGCUCAUUUUAUCCUCAAUUUUAUACAUAGUAAAGAUUAAUGUAAAUAGUUUUAUGCCAAAAUGUAAGGAGAAGCUUUUGGACUUAUGUAUUUCAACAUUUUUGCUGGAUUUUUCCAUUUUAUGUACAUUGAUACAAAUCUAAUCCACCCUAUGGUGUGUCUUCUGACCAUUAUUUUUUCAACAGAAGCUUCAUUUUUAAUCCACAGUAUGUUACUGUAUAGAAGGAAACAUUAUGGAUUAAUAUGCCCAAUGUACCGUUAGCCUGGUAAACAUCUUCCCACAGAAACUAUUUGUUAUUUCAGGUGUUUACUUGAAGAAAUAAAAAUCUACUUUUGUACUUGUGUUGAACCAACUCUCAGCUACUUUUUUGAAAGAAAAUUGUUGGUAGCAGUUCUUUAAAAUGUGUUUCAGUUUUACAUGGAAACGACAUAAAAAAUCAAAUGCUGACCUAUUUUAAAUUUGAAUAAAAUGUUUAUAUAUUAUUAA
Girardinichthys multiradiatus is the source of this 3203-nucleotide messenger RNA. It is a transcript of the gene ikbkb, whose product is annotated as inhibitor of nuclear factor kappa B kinase subunit beta. Gene Ontology annotation, biological process: peptidyl-serine phosphorylation; positive regulation of transcription by RNA polymerase II; tumor necrosis factor-mediated signaling pathway. NCBI's taxonomy places the organism in Eukaryota, Metazoa, Chordata, Actinopteri, Cyprinodontiformes, Goodeidae. Gene Ontology annotation, molecular function: protein binding; ATP binding; IkappaB kinase activity. The record is from RefSeq and is a predicted model, not a curated record. Gene Ontology annotation, cellular component: IkappaB kinase complex; cytoplasm. The transcript has 22 exons. The coding region runs from base 160 to 2409 and encodes 749 amino acids.